Xiphophorus maculatus (southern platyfish) is the source of this 1683-nucleotide messenger RNA. RefSeq names its product formimidoyltransferase-cyclodeaminase-like (gene ftcdnl1). Gene Ontology annotation, molecular function: folic acid binding; transferase activity. The transcript is spliced from 6 exons. The record is from RefSeq and is a predicted model, not a curated record. NCBI's taxonomy places the organism in Eukaryota, Metazoa, Chordata, Actinopteri, Cyprinodontiformes, Poeciliidae. The coding region runs from base 281 to 1135 and encodes 284 amino acids.
CUAUCUUGCUGUUUGAACUUCGGCUGAACAUGUUGUCGUGUUAAAGUUCCGCUGAGUUAAUCAGGACAAACUGCACUAAAUGUUUCUUCCGCUCAUGCGCCGAUAAAUGAGUCCAGUUUGCUCCAGGCUGGACUUUGGACCUGUUUUCUAACUCAGGUUCUGUUCACAGGUUUAGAGGAGAUACUCCAGCGGCACGGGAUCCAGUUCCUCUGCACGGGAUCCAGUUCCUCUGCACGGGAUCCAGUUCCUCUGCACGGGAUCCAGUUCCUCUGAAAGGAGCAUGACCUCUGGGACGCUCAGGUCACGUCUGGUUGCUUGUCUUCUGAACGUCUCUGAGGCUCGCAGGACGGACCUGGUGGAGAACGUGGCCAAGGCUGCUUUGUACGACGCAGAGGGCGUGCAGCGGAAGGAGACAACGGUGCUGAACAUCUUCAACGAUCAGGACUAUAACCGCUCCGUCAUCACCAUCGUGGCCUCCAUCGACUCCAUCAGAGACGCGGUGCUGUCUGCGUGCCAGGAGGCGUGCGCGCUCAUCGACAUGCGCGGGCACGUGGGCGUGCACCCCAGCAUGGGGUCGGUGGACCUGAUCCCCAUUUACCCGCUGGGGGAGGCGGUGGGGGAGCGGGACUGCGUCCAGCAGGCCCUGGCGGUGGCGCGCGGCCUCACGGACACCGUCCGCGGCUCCAGCGUCUUCCUGUUCGGCUGGGCGGACGCGGCGCUGCAGCGCGGCCUGGCCCGCAGGAGGAAGGAGAUGUUCUGGUUCCGGAAGAGUCCGGACCUGCGGGCGCUCACCGCCGACGUUGGGCCGCCGCCGCGGGAACGAUACGGACUCACAGCAUUUUAUGGAAAAAUGAUCGACCCUUUUCAUGUGGAAGAAAACUGGUUUUUAAGAAAAUGGCCGCCUGUGGGCUGUAUCCAAUCAGAACGCGAGGUGAUGAAAACACAGAGACGAAACAACUGCCAUGGCAACAGAGAGUCCGGUGGACGAUGCAAUAGUAUUGUGUAUUAUGGGAUUGUUUUUGUAUCGUUUCUCUCUCUGAUAGUCCAUGAACGAUCGCCAUUGCUUCUUCCCAGUCGGCCAUAUUUGUUUACUCUGAACUCACAAGAGAUUUUCCUGCCUGACAUCUGGCUGUGAGGAGCAGCCGGUCCUCUCAUUUUUGUUGGGAAAAUGGUUUUUAGAAGGUGAGGAAUACUAACACACACACACACACACACACACACACACACACACACACACACACACACACUACCCGCUGGGGGAGCGGGACCUAAGAGCUGCUGCUAGCUGAUGUCAUGAUCAGUUCAGGUUCAUAACGUAAAAAGCAGCUUUGUUGAGUUUCCAUUAAGCUCUGCUGCUGCCCUCAUUGUUGCCUCUGAUGUGAUGCUGCUAGAAAUUGAUCGAUAUGAUAAAUUUUACUUAUUGGCAGAUUAAUGCCAAUAUAUCGUGGAGAUCUGUGCAAUGUGAAGCAAAGUCCAUUUUUCUCAACAUGCUACUGACCAGCUAACCUUAGCAAUGUUUUUGUACAGAAUGGGGUUUGUUACUGGAGGUUAGCAUGUUAGCUAAUGACAUGUAACAAUCAGACAAACUGUCUUAGCUUUGAGUCACUCUGUAACUCUUUCCUCAGAAAUGUUCCAGUUAUUUGUAUUAAAGUCAUUUUUACUUGUUGACUUGUGAAAGUCAAA